Molecule: messenger RNA, 849 nt
Organism: Mycena indigotica
Lineage: Eukaryota; Fungi; Basidiomycota; Agaricomycetes; Agaricales; Mycenaceae
Product: CxC2 domain-containing protein
Exons: 6
Coding region: 1-849 (282 amino acids)
Source: RefSeq, a predicted model, not a curated record
AUGCCGGACCCAUCCUGCAUGGAGCUCGUGGUUUGGCGGGCUGUUCUCAACUUGGUCAUGACGGUGCCCCAUGCCCAUUCCCCAGUAACCGUCGACCUACUGUGGCUGCGUGAAUCCGUUCGGAUUCGACCCCGUCAGACAAUUGCUUCGAAAUGCGUGGUAUCCGGCCACGACAACAAACCCUGCGACCUGUGCAACCUUCAACGUUUUGGAGACAUUUCGCUUCCUGCGCUCCAUCGCAAAACAUCAAUGUCCAAGACUAUGUCCCAGAUCGUCGUUGCUUUCGGUCGAAUGGCUCGACAAUACAGCUAUCUUAAAAUGAUGAAGCGUGGAGGUCGCGGGCAUGAAGCCAAUGGAAUUGUAACUACGCCGCCAGGGGCGUUGGCUGUGCGUUGCUGGGCAUGCCCAGAUGCUUCUCGUAACUUGCCUUCCGGAUGGGACAAGGUUCCGGAGUCGAAGGCGUACUUGUUGGGUGUUGGAAAGACGGAUGGGGAAAGCACCGAGCGUUUGUGGAGCCUACUCAAUCUCGCAAGUUGGUCGACAAAGGAAAUGGGAGAAGGCGCCCGUCAUGAUGUCCUGGAGGACAAGAUCGACCUGAUUAAUUUUGAGAAAAACAGGAGCAUGGGGCGGACACUUGCAAGACGUUUGAUUGUCGCUGUAGCAGAGCGUCAAAGGCAGGGCAUUGAAUUCCAGGAGCUGGACGACAGCGUUCCUAAAAAAAAACGACGUGAAUGGGCCAAGAUGAUGGAUGCCUGGUAUAAGGAUAACACCCAGACGAAUCCAUUUGAAGUCCAGGGUGGGAAGCUCGCUGGGCCUAGUGAACGCGAAAUAAGUGAAGAGUUGAAAUGA